ACAUUAUAGUUUAAGUCUUUUUCAUAACAACUGUAUAAUUUUUCUCUUCACUACACAUUGAUUUCAAAAUACAAAAGUGACGUUAUAAUUUAUUAUUUCAAGUCAACGUUUUAUUAACAAAUGUGACUAGACAACGACAGAUGUAGAUACAGAAACAAAACUCUGACUUCAAUAGGAAUAGAUUUAACGAAUUUGACUUUUACCUAAUCAUUUCAUCUUGUUAAAUUCGAUUAUUUUUAAAAAACAAUCAGACAUUUUUUUUUAAGUUAUAACAAAAUUUGUCCAUUAUUCAAAGUGAUUUAUUUUCAUUUGUCAUUCGAUUAACUGGAUACUGAUUAUAAUUGAAUCGUUUUCUCAAAAUAAAAAACUUUUGAAGACUCAAGUUAUAUUCUUUCGAAACUAAGUGUGUGUGUACGUGUGUGUGUGUGUACGUCUCUCUCUUUCUCUCAUGUUUACAGCCCAAUAAUUUACAAUACAAGUGAAAUAAAAGUUUUUUUUUUUUUAAAUCACUAACAUAAAAAUCAAUAAAUUGAUGAUGGGUUCAACAGAUGCAUGUACAUCCAUGUCAACUUUACCUUUAAAAAGUAAUAAGGUUUAUGUGCAUAAUAUGAGCGGUACUGUACAAACGGAUACUUCUUAUAGACCAACGAAUGGAGGAAGUACACUAAGAAAUGGUAACACUAGAGGGUUUUAUCAACAAAAUGACCAACCCCAGAUAGGUGCUCAAGCGGAACUUGAUGAUGCCUGGAAGGAAAAAGUCCUUUCUGUACAACGUGAUAAUCGUGUAAGAACACAGGAUGUAUUGAAUAGAAAAGGAAAUGAAUUUGAGGAUUUCUUUCUUAAAAGAGAAUUGUUAAUGGGAAUUUUUGAAAAAGGAUAUGCGAAACCUUCACCUGUUCAAGAAGAGUCCAUUCCCGUUACGCUUUUAGGAAAAAAUAUAUUAGCUCGAGCGAAAAAUGGUACAGGAAAAACCGCUGCAUUUCUUAUUCCUUUAUUAGAGAAAAUUAAUACCCAAGUCAAACAAAGCAUUCAAGGACUUAUUUUAGUUCCAACACGUGAAUUAGCUUUACAAACUUCUGCUGUUGUGAAAGAAUUGGGUAAACAUAUGAAUAUUCAGUGUAUGGUAUCUACAGGAGGUACAUCAUUACGAGAUGAUAUUAUGCGUUUAUAUAAUCCCGUUCACAUACUUGUGGGUACCCCUGGUCGCGUACUUGAUUUAUCAAAUAAACAUGUUGCUAAUCUUCAAGGAUGUCAUAUGCUUGUUAUGGAUGAAGCAGAUAAACUUCUAUCACCUGAAUUUCAACCAAUUAUUGAAGAACUCAUCACAUUUUUACCAUCAGAUAAGCAAAUAUUAUUAUAUUCAGCAACAUUUCCUAUAUCCGUUAAGGAUUUUAAAAAUAAAUAUAUUCCAGAUGCUCAUGAAAUCAAUUUAAUGGAGGAACUCACAUUAAAGGGUGUAUCUCAAUUUUAUGCUUUUGUUGAAGAACGUCAAAAAUUACAUUGUUUAAAUACACUUUUUUCCAAACUCGAUGUUUAUCAAGCUAUUAUUUUUUGUAAUUCGGUUACCCGUGUUGAGCUUUUAGCUCGGAAAAUAACAGAACUUGGUUACUCUUGUUUUUACAUUCACGCGCGUAUGAUGCAAUCUCAAAGAAACCGUGUUUUUCAUGAUUUUAGAAAUCAAGCAUGCCGUUGUCUUGUGUCAUCAGACCUUUUUACUCGUGGUAUUGAUAUACAAACAGUAAAUGUAGUUAUCAAUUUUGACUUUCCUAAAAAUUCCGAAACAUAUUUACAUCGUAUUGGGCGUUCUGGACGGUUUGGCCAUCUUGGUUUGGCUAUUAAUUUUUUAACUUUUGAUGAUCGUUUGAAUCUUUAUAGAAUAGAAAAAGAACUUGGAACAGAAAUAAAAGCUAUACCACAACAUAUUGAUCCCGCCUUGUAUACAUAAAGAAUUUAUUCAAACAGUGUGUUAUAAAAAUAAGACGAAAAAAUACUUCUAAAGGAUGUUUUAUUUCACACUGCAAGAAAGAAAAAAAGAUCUGCUCUGUUUUUUUUUUAUAGUUGCAAAGAGAAAUGCGGUGAAAAAUAAAAAUUCUCUCAAUAAGUCCUAUAUAUUAACAUUUCGCGUUUUUGUUAUAAAAAAGUUGUCUUCA
Messenger RNA from Hylaeus volcanicus, 2150 nucleotides. RefSeq names its product probable ATP-dependent RNA helicase ddx6. The record is from RefSeq and is a predicted model, not a curated record. Bases 533 to 1945 code for a protein of 470 amino acids. Gene Ontology annotation, biological process: P-body assembly; cytoplasmic stress granule assembly. Lineage: Eukaryota; Metazoa; Arthropoda; Insecta; Hymenoptera; Colletidae. Gene Ontology annotation, cellular component: cytoplasmic stress granule; P-body. The transcript is spliced from 3 exons. Gene Ontology annotation, molecular function: ATP binding; RNA helicase activity; mRNA binding.